GUUCAACCGCAAAAGAAGGCCACUGCAACAUCCAGUAUACUCCCCUGGCUCGAAGCUAAAUCUCAGGGUCUUAACAAUGACUUGAGAACCCCGGUCACCCCUUCGUUAAUACAAGCAAAACCACCCUUGCCGUUCGCUCAAUGCCUACGAGGACGGUCCUGAAAUACGUACGUCAUGGGGCAAGCGCAGUCAGACGGGAGAAAUGCUUCUCUCUCCCAUGAGCAGCUGGCCAAAACAUUGGCCGACAAGUUUGCUCAGAAAUGCUUCACAUCCCUCGAGCUCUACUCGUUCAAGGACGUAUUCAAGAGCCUGGCCGACAAUGCGCAAGGGCUCCGCUACUUGAAAGAAGAUACAAUCGCACAAUUUCUCGAGAUUCCAGACGUUCUUGGCGUAUCCCCCGUUAUUUUUCAGAUGAUGUCGUGUAUUGGCGCCUUCCCGUUCCUCGAGGAUGCCCCUGCUGUCCUGGGGCUGGAGCAAAUGGUCAUGGUCGUCACCAUUCUGACCGAGAGAUACCGGCGGGUUCUUGCCAGGGGCACCAUGGACCGCAGGAAACUGCUCUUCAAAAGCUUGGCUGUCUACGAUCGGUGUCUCUCGGAGAGAGAGGGCGACAAGGGUGGCCCGAAGGACCAGGUCGAUGGGAAAGGGCUUGACGCAAAAAGCGAACUUGACGAAGACGAUGACUUGGUCCUCGCUGCUCUCGACUCCUUGGACUACAUCCCCGCCUCAAAGCAGGAAAAGCCGCCCGCCACCCACGGCGCUAUGAUCCCGGCGGAUAACUGGCGAAAACUCAUCAUGCUUCUCCUCUUGAUUGCGCCGCUAGAUGCGCAAGAGAACCUAGCCUCGUAUUCGAAUCGACUAUCUGGCGGCGAGUUGGACAAUUUGAGGGCGACGGCAGACUGGAUCCUCGCGGCCUUCCUAAACGUCGAGAAGACGCCCGGGAUCGGGUUCUCCCGCUUCAACACGGUUAUACCCACAUCGAUGCCCUUCAUGUUCGACGGUCUCACUGCCCUAUUCGAGCAUUUCUUGUUCUCAAAGAAUCUGGCCUUGGAUCGGCGUAUAGGCGAUCAACCUCAGCCGGGGAGCUUGCCCUCUGGACUGGUACAGCCGCUACUGCAGGAUACAGGGUCCAUAAUGAACCUCAACAUCCUGUCCCAGUUAUCCUUCUUCAUACCAGCCUCUUCACUUUUCCGCAGACUCCGUCUCCUGUACUCGGGCGACGAGGACGGUUUCAGCAUGGGGAGUUUUGAGUCCAAGGUCUUCAACUGGAGGGCACCGACCCUCCUCCUUGUGAGCGGAACUCGACUCCCAGGCGAGGCGGCUGACGCACACUCUGGGCCUGCUUCUGCAUUCCUCGCAACCCUGCCCACCAGGCGAUUUUAUCCCGAGAACGGCAUGAGGACCGAUGACGAUAGUGUGACCUUCGGUGUCUACCUGAGCCAACCCUGGAAACAUGCCCACAGAGAGUGCUUUGGGACAGAGGAUACGCUCUUGUUCCAGCUCCAGCCCAUCCACGAUGUCUUCCACGCAUCCACGGUCAACAAGGACUAUGCAUCAUUCUCCAAACCAUCCGCCUCGGCGCCGAUUGGGGGCAUAACAUUCGGCUGCCCGCCUCCACAGGCUACUCAAGCGUCUCGCCGGUCAAACACAAUAGCACUCGGCCCAGUCUCGCUUGUUCUGGAGAGUAGUUUCGAGUUCGGGUGCUUCACGCACGACUACACGUCGCAGGGCGGCGCAUUCCAAACGAGUGUGGCUAGGAAGUAUGACUUCCAGGAUCGUUUCGAGGUUUCAAGUCUCGAGGUAUGGGGGUGUGGCGGAGACGACGAGGCACGCCACCAGGCUGAACGCUGGGCCUGGGAGGCGAUGGAGGCCGAGGCGAGGAGGAGGAUCAACCUCGGCACGGGCGACAUUGACGCCGACCGCUCUUUGCUGGAGAUGGCUGGGCUGGUUGGGGCAAACAGGAGUGGCGGUAGUAUGGGAUAGACAGCGGUAGGAGGGGUUAUGAUUAGCAGAUUCGACAGGCACCGAUAGCCACAGCGGUCGACCCAUGGGUGUAUUGAGAGCGAGAACGAUUCGGCCUACUUCAUAGAUAGGCAUACAAGGCAAAUCCUGGGAGAGUCUGGGUUAACUGGACCA
This is a messenger RNA of Parathielavia appendiculata, 2133 nucleotides long. RefSeq lists its product as uncharacterized. NCBI's taxonomy places the organism in Eukaryota, Fungi, Ascomycota, Sordariomycetes, Sordariales, Chaetomiaceae. Gene Ontology annotation, cellular component: nucleus. The transcript is spliced from 3 exons. The record is from RefSeq and is a predicted model, not a curated record. Gene Ontology annotation, biological process: response to oxidative stress. The coding region runs from base 175 to 1980 and encodes 601 amino acids.